GCCGCCGCAGACUCAAUUCGAUCAGGCUUGACAAUUUUAUCAGCAUCGGAGGAAAUGGGCCACUGAUGAAAUAGGCACUGCGUUGGCAUCUAAAUCAUUUUUGUAAGAUAAACACUACCAUCAAAGCAUCCAAAAGCGUUUGCUAUUGUCUCAUGUCAUUUUAAACAUCAAAACUAAAGUCUUAAAAUGCCGAGCAACAAGAUGGACAAAUCUGACAAGCCGGAGGUCAUGGACAACGUCAAAGUGGUUGUGCGAUGUCGCCCGCUGAACCAGAAGGAGAGGAGUAUGGGCCACAAGCAGGCCGUCAGUGUGGAUGAGAACCGAGGGACCAUAACCGUCAACAAAUUAGAGACCACCCACGAACCCCCCAAGACCUUCACAUUUGACACGGUGUUCGGACCAGACAGCAAACAGCUGGACGUUUACAAUCUGACAGCCCGCCCCAUCAUAGACUCAGUAUUGGAGGGUUACAAUGGGACCAUCUUCGCGUACGGACAGACAGGGACAGGAAAGACGUUCACCAUGGAGGGAGUGAGGGCAGUGCCAGAGCUCCGAGGAAUAAUCCCCAACUCCUUUGCUCAUGUGUUCGGCCACAUCGCCAAAGCAGAGGGCGACACCCGGUUCUUAGUUCGCGUGUCUUAUCUGGAGAUUUACAAUGAAGAAGUGAGGGACCUGCUGGGGAAGGACCAGAUGCAGAGGCUAGAGGUGAAGGAGAGGCCAGAUGUGGGUGUUUACAUCAAGGACCUGUCUGGUUAUGUGGUGAACAACGCUGAUGACAUGGACAGGAUUAUGACAAUGGGGCACAAGAACCGUAAAGAUUCACACAAAGCAUUUAUAAGAGUUCUAAGCAUUAGAAUUCAUGAUCGUACAGUAUAUACCAUUUGCCAGACCCCCCCUCACAAAAUAGGUUUCUAACCUCAAGGGUUCUGUCUUACUAUCCAGGUCUGUACCCAAACAAUUCAAGCUUCUACUUCUAAAAAUUAACCUUUCCAGAAACAAGUCUCUCACCGUUGCCGCUUGCUAUAGACCACCCUCUGCCCCCAGCUGUGCCCUCGACACCAUAUGUCGGGGCGGCAGGUAGCCUAACGGUUAGAGCAUGUUGACUAGUAACCGAAAGGUUGCAAGAUCGAAUCCCCGAGCUGACAAGGUAAAACAAAUUAUGUUCCUAGGCCGUCAUUGAAAAUAAGAAUUUGUUCUUAACUGACUUUCCUAGUUAAAUAAAGGUAAAAAAAACAAAGUG
Molecule: messenger RNA, 1240 nt
Organism: Oncorhynchus mykiss (rainbow trout)
Lineage: Eukaryota; Metazoa; Chordata; Actinopteri; Salmoniformes; Salmonidae
Product: kinesin family member 3A
Biological process (GO): microtubule-based movement; mitotic cell cycle
Cellular component (GO): microtubule
Molecular function (GO): microtubule binding; ATP binding; microtubule motor activity
Source: RefSeq, marked provisional